Molecule: messenger RNA, 2135 nt
Organism: Morone saxatilis (striped sea-bass)
Lineage: Eukaryota; Metazoa; Chordata; Actinopteri; Moronidae
Exons: 2
Coding region: 669-1706 (345 amino acids)
Source: RefSeq, a predicted model, not a curated record
GGCAGUUUGGUCUGGAUGGCAGAGGGGGCUACUGCAGGCAGAUGGAGAGAACUAUGGGGAGAGCUGUGGCCAGAGGCCUCAUGGCCCCUGCAGAGUUCCACUUUAAAAGAGCUGAGAUGAUGGAGUCUCUGGCCUCAGGGGUUGAUGAUGGCAGAACCAGAACUCAUGGUGUGAUCAGAGCCUUAUAUGACUACUACCAGACUGAAUGCAGAGACUGCGUCUAUGUGUGGCUGAGUGCUGACACUGACCACUAUUGCUCCUCAGCGGGGGAUAAAGGCUGGGGCUGUGGAUACAGAAACUUCCAGAUGCUCCUCUCAUCUCUACACAGAAUAGACACAUAUGCUCCCUUACUGCCAGGUACACACUCACACUGCACAAUCUCUAACCAGCUUUGUUGUUUGUUUUUUUAUUAUUAUUUAAUAGGCAGGCAGUCACUUGCCUGUGCUACCAUCUACAAUGUCUGGAACACCAGUGACUACUGUGAAUAGGGCAGUUGGCGUCCAGGAAAGACUGGAGGACAGCCGGGAAAGACCGACUGACGGCAGGAAAGACUGCACCAGGGGUGGAUGGGCUAGUUACCCUCUCCACAGGUCCUCAUAUUGGGGACACCCUAACUAACUACGAGCACAAAUAAUGAAAGACAGCCCGAAGGUCCACCGAGAGGCGGGAUGGAAGAUGGACCAAAUAGGAUGGAUAACACGGAACCGACCGGCAUGGAAACGACUAACGAGCAAAGGAUCCUGAGGAGCUGCAGCUGCAGGUGGUCGAACAUGACAACUUACAGGGGCCUGCGAAUACACCAAGGGAAGGCUAAAUGCGGAGGGAAGGACCAGGGGCAAACUUGCACUGCGCAAGCAGGUCAGACAAGGAGAAGUCAGAGCCAGUUUGAGCACCACAGCGUUGCUGAUUUCACCGUUGCGGAUGGUCACAGGGAGGUGGAGCAGCCGUACCAGCAGCAGGCCCAAAGUCAACAACAAGCGCACAGCCCAGAGCGUGAGUGUCACACAGAGACACCCAGCAGCAACCCCACAAGACAAGCAAGGGAGAGACCAACCAGACAAACCAAAGUCAAAUGGCCUAAAUCCAUCGAAAAAGCCGCCUGGGAAAGUUUCGACCAAGAUCUGCACUCCAUCCUUGAGAAUUCGCUACGAGGCAGCACAAUCACCAAGCUAAACCUCUUUGGCAGCAUUGUUUAUGGGGAGGGCAAGGAGACGUUUGGUGAGGUAAUCCAGAGGAAGAACAUCCCUAGGGAGGUGGGAAGGCGUGAGCAAGAGAUUUACAAGCUUGUGAAGGAGAGGAGGCUGCUUAAGAGGUCCUGUCGAAAAGCAGAUGAGAAUGAAAAGGAGGGUCUGAAAGUGCUCUGGGACCAGAUCAGAAGCAGGCUUGCAACCCUGAGAAGGGCAGAGCGGAUCCGGAAGCGAAGAAACAAGAAAGAGAAGGAGCGAGUGAGUUUCUUUCGGGAUCCUUUCAGAUAUGCCCGAAGCCUGUUGGAAGAGAAGAAGUGCGGGAGACUGGAAGCCACCGAGCAGGAGCUUGAGGAAAACAUCAAGAACCAGCUAACCGACCAAAAAAAGAACAUCCCGCUUGGGUCGCCAGGGCAUGUUCCUCGUCCUGCUGAGCCAGCCGUCGAAUUUAACACGACACCCCCCAAGUGGACUGAAGUCAAGCUAGUGGUAGACAGGAAGGGAAAAUAUUCUUUUCUGUAGUGGCCAAGCAUUUAACCAACUACCUCCUAAACAACUGUUACACUGACACCAGUUGCCAGAAGGCAGGCGUCCCAGGGUUCCCCGGUUGUGUGGAACACUUAACCAUGAUCUGGGAGCAGAUUCAGACAGCCAAGCGGGACAAACAAGACCUCCAUGUAGUUUGGCUGGAUCUGAAGAAUGCCUAUGGUUCCGUUCCUCAUCAGUUAAUCACCUUUGCCCUGGAAUUCUUUCACAUACCACCAAGCAUUCGGAACCUCAUUUCCAAUUACUUCAACAGCUUCACUGUGUGCUACACAACCCAGGAUGCAACGACAGGCUGGCACCACCUAGAGAAAGGCAUCGCAAUGGGUUGCUCAGUCUCUCCCAUCCUCUUCACUGCAGCCUUUGAAAUCAUUCUCAUCGGUGGGAGACAGAUGGUCCGAGGGGUGA